Molecule: messenger RNA, 2334 nt
Organism: Salarias fasciatus (jewelled blenny)
Lineage: Eukaryota; Metazoa; Chordata; Actinopteri; Blenniiformes; Blenniidae
Product: G-protein coupled receptor family C group 5 member B-like
Exons: 4
Coding region: 731-2002 (423 amino acids)
Biological process (GO): G protein-coupled receptor signaling pathway
Cellular component (GO): signaling receptor complex; plasma membrane; intracellular membrane-bounded organelle
Molecular function (GO): protein kinase activator activity; G protein-coupled receptor activity; protein kinase binding
Source: RefSeq, a predicted model, not a curated record
CACCCUGAGACAUCAACCUCCAGCUGACUUCUGAAGGAGCUGCUUAGUUCUGACCCAAUUCAAGCGUGAAUCUAUCCACAGCUAUGUGUGAGGGGAAGAAUUGUAUAAGUGGUAAGAGGAAGACGUGGGAGCCCAAAGGCAGGAAAUAAUACCAAGACGUGCGAACGAGUGACUAAUGCUGGGCUGAUUGUGAACGCUUGCACUGUACUUAUUUCCUACCUUCUUCCCUGUUAGACAGGAGCAUCAGCAAAUCAUACUCCUCGCGUGUGGGUGAACAGAAGUAAGCUGGGAUUGCAUCUCUGUUAACACCUCCGCAGAUUCAGUGUGAAGCAGGGAGGGAGAAACACAGACAUGCAGACGGAAUGACUGGAAAGAGGAGGACAGAGGGGAGCGAAAGAGACAGAAGAUACGUUUGACCGUGUGGGUGUGUGAAGUAUCAAGGCAUGCAUCAUAAUUGUGGAUUCUUCUUGGAGCAGCUGGACAAGUCACUGCAUCAGCAGGACAUUGCUGGUCUUUCAAAGUGUGCCGUUUUGUACUUUCAGUGGGAGCCGUGAGCACAGAGAGCGACAUUUUCAGAGACAAAAUGGAAACCGGCUUGUUUUGCUGUCUCAAUGACUUCAUUCACUGGGAUUACAAAAAAAACAGUCUGACUGAAGUGAUGCUGGACGUACUGUAAGGAACAGUAUGAUGCCUCUGUUCUUUCAGUAAACAACGAAUCCACGUAUUUGAGAUGGCCGUCAGCCCUAUCAUCAUCAUCUGCCUCCUGUCACUGAUCGGCUAUGGCUCAUGCCACCCUCCUCCUCCUCCUCCUCCCCGGGGAUGCAGCGUGGAUGUGGACCCCCCUUACAGAGUGCUGUGCGACCUGGAGGCGGUCUGGGGUGUCGUCCUGGAGGCCGUGGCCUGCAGCGGCGGCGUCACCUCCCUGGUCCUCGCCGUGCUCCUGCUCGUCAAGCUCCGUUCCAUUUCAGACCCCGCCAGGCGCUCCGGCCUGGGGCCGCUCCUGCUGCUCCUGGGGACGCUCCUCGGGAUUUUCACCAUAUCUCUGGCCUUCCUGGUAGGGAAGAACCAGGCCCUCUGCGUGGUGCGCAGGGCCUUCUGGGGGCCCCUGUUCGCGCUCUGCUUCUCCAGCUUGCUGGUGCAGGGCGUGAGGCUCAGGAGGCUGGUGUCUGGGAAGAGCAGCCCAUCGGGCAGCACCCUCGCAGCUCUGGGUCUGGCCUUAGCUUUGGUUCAGGGGAUAAUCUCUGCCGAAUGGGUCCUUCUGACUGUAGUCAGGGAGGGGCACCCGGCCUGCGAAUACCCACCCUUAGAUUUCGCUCUGACAUGCAGCUACACUUUGGGGCUGCUCCUAAUAGCCAUGGGUCUUUCUUUGGGGGUGGUUCUGUGUGGAGGAGAGUUUGCAGCAGAGGGAGGAGGAAACAGUGAAGAAGAUAGAGAAACAGAGAACGAAAAACGAAGAUGGAAGUGUAACGCCGUCUGGCUCUUCCUGUCCAGUCUGGCCUCAGCAUUGCUCUGGGUGGCCUGGUUGGGCUUUUAUCUGUACGGCAGUCAGGCAUUAAGAGGGAAGGCGAAUCGAGAAAGGGGAGGAGGGAAGAAGGAUGCAAGAGUUCUGGAUGAGCCUGCUCUGGCUGUGGCUCUGGUCAUCCAAGGCUGGAUCCUGCUGCUGUUCCACGCCAUCCCCGAGGCUCACCUGUGUCUCCGGAAACCGCCGCAGUCCAACACACAGGAUUUCUUCGACACCAGCCACACGUCUCCUCCUCCACAUUUCGGGGAUGAGCUCCCCUCACACUCCCACCGACCCUUCGCAGAAAACCAGGCCUUUUCAAUGGAGGAGCACAGUGCAACUCUUCGAAGCGGGACGUACCACGGCAGCAGCCACGGGAACGUGCGGCCCGGCAUCGCCUUCAGAGGCCACGUCUACCAGCCUACUGAGAUGGCUUUGGUCAUGAACGGCGGCACAAUGCCCACAGCCCCGGUUAACUACACUGGGCGACGGUUAUGGUAAUGUGACCGAGACUAGAAGACGACUAAACUCCCGUCUCAUCUCCUGUGGCCUCAGAAGAAGGAAAUAUCACAAACACCACAUAUCAUUUCCAGUUCACUUCAUGAGAGAUAGUUUACUGUGUUUGUGCAAAUUUGUGUAAAUUUCACAUUAUGGAAUUCUGGGCUAAAUGGUCUUGAUUGCCUCUUAAUUUUUUGGCAUAAUGGAUGUGAAAUCACAUUAUAAGAACGAGACUGAUACAGCAUCCGUAGUUAUUCCAUAAUACUUACAGUGCAUUAUUCUGAUCAGUGCAUACAGUCUAUCUGUGACUUUUAAACCAAGUGAUAAAGGGGUGU